This is a messenger RNA of Populus euphratica (Euphrates poplar), 1303 nucleotides long. RefSeq names its product BAG family molecular chaperone regulator 4-like. The record is from RefSeq and is a predicted model, not a curated record. Lineage: Eukaryota; Viridiplantae; Streptophyta; Magnoliopsida; Malpighiales; Salicaceae. Gene Ontology annotation, cellular component: cytoplasm. Gene Ontology annotation, biological process: protein stabilization. Gene Ontology annotation, molecular function: protein-folding chaperone binding; adenyl-nucleotide exchange factor activity. Bases 290 to 1087 code for a protein of 265 amino acids. The transcript is spliced from 4 exons.
AUUUGAACGCCCUGAAAAUAGAGUAUGUCAUGGUCCUGAACUGGACCAACUUUCUUUUAGCACAAGUUAUUGAGAGAAACCGACCAACUGCUAAGCUCUAAAGUCUGCUGAGCGCUGACAAGUCUCUGUCUUAAAGGGUUUUGUUUUUUUUUUUGGUUUGCUUAGUCAAUAAUCUUGAUUUGCUACUUCAGUGACCAACCGAUCACCUUUCUCUCAACCCAACUUCUACCCUUUUCACUUUUCUUCAAAUUCUGUACUUCCAUAUGAUCCUUGACUCCAUUUCUUGACCAUGAAAAAAUCAACUUCAAAAAGCACAGAGACAAGGGAGUCCAACUACAGGGAGAUACACUGGGAACUGAGGCCUGGUGGCAUGCUUGUUCAAAAGAUGGAUGUUGGGGAUGGCUCUUCUGGGCCUAUGAUCAAGAUCAAGGUCUCUCAUGGCUUGUGUCACUAUGAUAUUGCUGUCCCUGCUCAAUCCACUUUUGGGGAUUUGAAAAAAGUCCUUGCUCAUGAGACUGGUCUGGAAUCUAAGGAGCAGAGGCUAUUGUUUAAAGGCAAAGAAAAGGAGAAUGAUGAAUAUCUGCACAUGGUAGGUGUAAAAGACAUGUCAAAGGUGAUACUUUUUGAGGAUCCAGCCAGCAAAGAGAGGAAGCUUGAGGAUAUGAAGAGAAAUCAGGAUACAUUAAAAGCCUAUGAAGCUGUUGCCAGCGUGAGGGCAGAGGUUGAUAAACUUUGCGAGAAGGUUGUUGCAUUAGAGACCAAUAUUCGCAGUGGGACCAAGAUUGCAGAAAAAGAAUUUUCUGUCUUAACAGAAUUGCUUAUGAUACAAUUGCUUAAAUUGGAUUCAAUUGAGGCAGAUGGACAAGCGAAAGUGCAGAGAAAGAUUGAGGCUCGUCGAAUCCAGAGCUUUGUGGACAAACUCGAGAAUUUGAAAGCGAGAAACUCUAAAUCGUUUAGCCAUAACAGCAACGCAGUAUCGGUGACUACUCAAUGGGAGACAUUUGCGUCUGGAGUUGGAAGCCUGAGCGCCCCUGUUCCACUACAAUCUGCUACAAAACUAACUCAGGACUGGGAGCUGUUUGACUAAUCAUGAGUUCUGUUUACUGGUUGGUUUUUGUACAAAUUCAAAAUGGUUUAUGUUUUUCCAUAGGUGAUAGGACUUGAAGUCCAUGUUGAGUCGCAUCUCUUACUCUUUUGAUCAUCGAGUGCUGUUUCUGCCAAUAAAUGGAGGGGUUUAUUUCGAACUGCUUCCAUAUCUGUACAUGCAGUUUUUCUUAUGAUAGAUGAGUUUCUUCUCGUCUCA